Messenger RNA from Xenopus laevis (African clawed frog), 4944 nucleotides. RefSeq names its product SR-related CTD associated factor 4 S homeolog (gene scaf4.S). The transcript is spliced from 20 exons. Bases 612 to 4637 code for a protein of 1341 amino acids. The record is from RefSeq and is a predicted model, not a curated record. Gene Ontology annotation, biological process: negative regulation of termination of RNA polymerase II transcription, poly(A)-coupled. Gene Ontology annotation, cellular component: nucleus. NCBI's taxonomy places the organism in Eukaryota, Metazoa, Chordata, Amphibia, Anura, Pipidae. Gene Ontology annotation, molecular function: RNA polymerase II C-terminal domain phosphoserine binding; RNA binding; nucleic acid binding.
CCGUGAUUUCUAAGGCGGCCGUGCGUACAAGAGUACUGGGUGUGCACACGUAUGCACUUAUCCCAGUGGCGUAACUACAAAGAAAACAAACAGGCCCGUGAUAGACCAAUGGCAGCUUUGGAAGUAGGGGAAAACAAAGUAACCCGCGUCUUUAUAAACUAAGACACCACAGCGUGGACUACCGCCUCACUUCAGUCUAAUCGGACCAAUCAGGGCAAAGACCUAGUUCCCGCCAGCACGUCCAGGUUUAGCAGUGCGCAUGCCCAGUGUCAGUCGAAUGGGAAGUGCCUAAAGACACUGGAAGGCGUUGCAAUUUAGAGGAGGCGGUGGUGGUACCAUUCCCAGCGUCCCUCGCGCGGCUUCCGCCAUCUUGUUCCGGCGAGAAAGCGCUUUUUAGAGACCCGUCUAUUUCCCCGCUUUGUACCGAUUAAGGCGGAGGUGCUGCUUCGCCACGGUAGCGGGGAGAUCGGUGGUCGUUCCAGCGGGACAUGUUGAAGCAGAAAAGAGCGCGGAAGUGGAGUUAGGUUCGUCACGGAGUAAUAGCCAACCCUCGUCUCAGAGACACGCAGUUUUCUCCCCGCCCUCUGCGCCUACCUACUCAGCACCGAGCCAUGGACGCCGUCAACGCCUUUAACCAGGAGCUGUUCUCGCUUAUGGAUAUGAAACCUCCGAUCUCUCGUGCAAAGAUGAUUCUAAUUACUAAAUCUGCUAUUAAAGCAAUAAAGCUCUAUAAACAUGUAGUUCAGAUUGUGGAAAAGUUCAUCAAAAAGUGUAGACCUGAAUUCAAGGUUCCUGGGCUAUAUGUCAUUGAUUCCAUUGUCCGUCAGUCUCGCCAUCAGUUUGGAAUUGACAAAGAUGUUUUCGGUCCGAGAUUCACAAAGAAUUUAACAGCCACUUUCCACUGUUUAUAUACAUGUCCCUCAGAAGAUAAGAGUAAGAUUGUCAGAGUAUUGAACCUGUGGCAAAAGAAUGGAGUUUUUAGAAUUGAGAUGAUCCAACCCUUGCUGGAUAUGGCAGCGGGUGCAGUUGCGGCAGAUGUAAUGACUGACAACUCUAUGAUGGAAGAAGAUAUCACUGAAGGCUCUUCACCGCCCUCUGUCAUGAUCCCGUCCGAACUGUCUGGCGAAGUUCAAGAACCACCUUUGGCUGCACCUGUUCCUCAGAUACCUACUCCUGAUGCAUUUGCAGCCGUAGCACAGUUGUUUCAGAGCUCCCAAGGGCAACAGCUCCAGCAGAUUCUUCAGACUUUUCAACAACCUCCAAAACCACAGUCUCCAGCGAUUGAUGAAAAUGUGUUUGCUCAGGUUCAGGCCAUAACAUCUCAUUUGAAUGCCCCAACACAUCAGCCAGAGAGAAAAACUGCAUUUGAUAAGUUGCUUGACAGAUUUGAUUAUGAUGAUGAACCUGAUGCAUCCGAGGAGUCAAAGAAAGAGGCUCCAAGCCCUCCUUUGUUAGCAUCACAGCAGUCACAGCCACCACAUCAACCUUUCACAUUCCAAGCAGACAACAUGCAGCCUGCAGCUUAUCCUGGUCAGUUACCUGGACAGGUGCCAAACAUGGAUCCGUUUCAGCCCAUGAUGAUGGGAAUGCCGCAGGAACCCCUACUUCAGCAGCAGACUCCACUUCCUCCGAAUGGCCAAAUGCUUGGGUUUGGUAUGGUUCCUUCUCAAUCCUUUGCAUCUAUGGUACCACCUAUGGUGUCUGAGCCUCCUGCCCAUGGUUUUCAAAAUACUUUCCAAAUGCAGACAAAUGAAAUGCAUGUGCAGAAAGAACAUCAACAGGAGAUGCCCAUGGAUGUCGAACAGCCAAAUGUUCAAGAAACUAAACGUCAUAUGAAUGAGCAAAACAAGUCUGUAUCCAGGUCACCGAAGAGACGCCGUUCACGAUCUGGUUCUCGCUCACGGCGCUCUCGCCAUCGCCGCUCACGUUCGCGCUCUCGUGAUAGACGUCGGCACUCCCCAAAAUCUCGUUCACAAGAAAGACGAGAUAGGGAAAAGGAAAAAGAGCGAAGGCAAAAAGGACUUCCUCCUAUUAAAUCAGAGACUGUUAGCAUUUGUAGUACUACACUCUGGAUAGGACAGCUGGACAAGAAAACAACACAACAAGAUGUUGGAAGCUUUUUAGAAGAAUUUGGACCCAUUGAAUCAAUAAAUAUGAUUCCACCACGUGGCUGUGCGUAUAUUGUUAUGGUCCACCGCCAAGAUGCAUAUCGUGCUUUAAUGAAACUGAGCAGAGGAAAUGUCAAAGUAAACCAGAAGGCCAUAAAGAUUGCAUGGGCUUUGAACAAAGGAAUUAAAUCAGAAUACAAACAGUACUGGGAUGUGGAGAUCGGAGUUACAUACAUACCGUGGAAUAAAGUCAAACCUGAGCAGCUUGAAAAUUUCUGUGAAGGAGGAAUGUUAGAUAAUGACACACUAUGUCCAGAAUGGAAAGCACUAACAAAGAAACCUGAGCCAAAGGAUUUGUCUCGCAAUGGUGCAGCUGAGGCUAAAGGUGUUGGGGAGGCUUCUCCUGCACCUCAAGUUCUGCCACUAUUAUCCAUUUCUGUCCGUGCACCCAUUCCUGCAAUGCAGGUGCCACCCCUUCAGCCAAUGUCAGCCCAUCAGCCAGUGCCAUCCAUUCCAACUCCAGGGGUGCCAGCAGUACAAGGAUUGCCCCCUCCCCAGGGUUUACCACCCUUGCAUGGGGUUCCUCCAUUACAGGGAAUGCCUCUCCCACAGGGGCUUCCUCCACAAGGAUUGCCACUCCCUCAGGGCAUACCACUGCCUCAAGGCAUGCCUCCCCAUCAGCCUAUUCCAGGAAUGGGACCACUACAACCUCCUGGCUUUCCUAUAGGUAUUCCUCCUCCUGGAUUUGCACCUGGAGUUCCUCCUCCACCAUUUAUGAGACCAGGAUUUAAUCCAAUGCAUAUGCCUCCAGGCUUUCUGCCUCCUCCUGGACUUCCCCCACCUAUGACCCCACCUGUUUCUAUUCCUCUUCCCACGCCUGGAAUAAACAUCCCAACUUCUACAGCAGAUACUUCAUCUAACGACUCUUCAAAAGAUGUAUCUCAUGCAAAUCCUAGUCCAAUGGUUCCUGUAAGGGAAAAUAUGGAGGAGGACGUGAAGGCUGAUCAUGGCAAUGGAUAUAAGCCUAUCUCAUCAGGAGGGCCAAAUAAUGCUCCAGGGCCCUUGAACCCACUUCACGGUGAUCCACAAGGGGGCUCAGAACAAGGACUUGGUUCUGGACAAGCACAGGGAGCCCAUCCGAGACUGCCACAAGGGCCUUUUUCAGGCACAACUGAAGCUGCCCAUCAGGGUCCCCCAGAAGGUUCCCACCAAGGCCUGCCAGACGUAACAGAUCACAACCCUCCAGAAAGUCAUCAUUACACUCUACCUGAAGGUCCUCAUCAUGGUCCAUCAGAAAUCUCCCACCAUGGCCCACCUGAAAGUCAUCAUCAUAGCCCACCAGAGGGUCCACAUCUGGGCCCACCAGAAGGUCCUCGUUCUGGUCCACCAGAGGGUGUACAUCAUGGUCCUCAAGAAGGUUCUAAUCACGGUCCCCCAGAAGGUCCGCAUCGUGGGCCACCAGAAAGCCAGUUCCAUGGGCCACCAGAGGGCCCGUAUCAUGGACCACAGGAUGGGCCUUAUCAUGGGCCACCAGAGGGCCCAUAUCAUGGGCCACCAGAAGGUCCAUUUCAUGGCCCCCCACAUGGUUCUUAUCAUGGGCCUCCACAGGGUCCUUUUCAUGGACCCCCACAAGGUCCUUAUCAGGGGCCCCAUCAUGGCCCCCCACAAGGGCCCCAUCAUGGACCUCCCCAGGGACCCCAUCAUGGCCCUCCGCAGGGACCCCAUCAUGGCCCACCUCAAGGACCCCAUCAUGGCCCCCCACAAGGACCCAGUUCUGGCCCACAUCCUGGCCCUCCUUCUACUGGUCUUUUAGGUGCACGACCUGGUUUAAUACCACUACAGAGGCCACCUGGAAUUCCAUCUUCAAACAUGCAACGCUUUCCAAUGUCUCAAAGGCCUGUCCCCCCUCGUAUGAUGAACAGAGGCCCCCCUCCAGGGCAGGGUGGUUUUGGUAUGCCACCUCAUGGGAUGAGGGGCCCUUUACUACCACAAGGGCACUUUCCUAGACAGAGAGGACCGGAAGGUCAUGGGGGACCUGAAGAGCGGGAUGGUAGACCAUUCAGAGGUGAAAGGCAAGGCUUUCCUCCUGGUAGAGAAACAGAAAGGUUUGGAAGGCGUUCAUUUGGAAAUCGUAAUGAAGAUGAACGAGAGCGCUUUGGUAGGCGCUUUGAGGACCCUGAUCAUGAGCGGCCUUCUAGUCGUGGGAGGAGCAACUGGGGUAGAGGAAGUCCUAGCCGUGAAAGACAAAGAGACUCUGAGGAAAGAAAUAGAUGGUCAGUGGGACAUGAGAGAGACAGGAGUCACCCUAGAGGAAGGGGAGAUUUCCUUGAGAACAGAAAAUCUGAUGCAGAGCUUGAUGAAAACCAUAAACCUUUUAGUAGUAGAAUGCGAAAUGCAGAAACAGUUACUGAAAGGAAAGAGGGUAAAGAGGAACCUGCAGGGAAAAAGCCAGUUGAAGAACAGCCUCAAAAAGCUAAAUCAUCUGAAGAAGCAGAAAAGGACACUGGAUCAAAUCCAGCAAAGCCUUAAAUAGUUCCAAGAAACAUUACCGUGCUGACAGCUUGGGAAGUGUAAAUUAUGCUGUAUAUUUGCUUCUCCUCAACCUCCCCCGUUACUGAUUUUUGGGUAAUUGCAGGUUAUCUGGGUUUCCUUCUGUUUGAAAUGGUUCCGUCUGAUUGCAAAGAUUAUUUGUCUUCUGUAACCUUCUAAGUGCACACUUGUGUUAACAAGUCAAAAUUAGUUUUUUGUUGUUUUUUUUAAUGAGGAAAAGAAAAAUACAAAACAUUAAGGUCCUCAGAAAAUAGGUUUCUGUUUUUAAUAAACUCUAUUUUCGUAA